Messenger RNA from Ramularia collo-cygni, 1845 nucleotides. RefSeq lists its product as uncharacterized. NCBI's taxonomy places the organism in Eukaryota, Fungi, Ascomycota, Dothideomycetes, Mycosphaerellales, Mycosphaerellaceae. The record is from RefSeq and is a predicted model, not a curated record. The transcript has a single exon. The coding region runs from base 1 to 1845 and encodes 614 amino acids.
AUGCAGGCCGAAAAGCGCGAAGCAUUGCGGRGACUCACGCAGUACACAUAUACAUCUUUUACUACCACAAACUCCAUCCGCCUACUUCACCUGCUUCCUGGCUCUAUACAUGACGACAUCCGAGGCAGUCUGCAUAUGGUUCCACUCAGCGAAGCUCAAGGCCGAUAUGAAGCAUUGUCAUACUGCUGGGGCAGCGGGUAUACCAGCAUGACUUGCGUAGAUGCCGAUGGAAGAAGUCUGGGCCAUGUAGCAAUCACACUAAAUCUCGACGAAGCUCUGCGUCACUUGCGGUCCGAAACGGAAACUCGAUGCCUCUGGGCGGAUGCAAUAUGUGUCAACCAAGACGACCUCCAAGAGCGAAGUCAGCAAGUCCAGCUAAUGCGACAGGUUUAUGCAGGCACAAAGCAAGUUCUUCUCUGGCUCGGUGGAGAAGACGAGCACACCCCUUUGGCACUCGCAGGGCUUGCAGAGAUUGGUAAAUACUGUCAAAACCUUUCCCUAUUCUCCCUCCUAGCCAUGAACAACAUGGGAGAACUUGCGAGCAUGCUCAACGUACCGAGACUCCCAGACUUGGGCGAUAUCAUCACUACAGCGAUUGAGCAGAUCUUUCGUCGGCCGUGGUUCGCCCGAGUCUGGGUUAUCCAAGAAGUCUGCGCAGGGCCUGAGGUCGUCGUCCAAAUCGGAUGCGAGAGCAUACCCUGGAACAUCAUUGGCAUUGCUGCUCAUUGGUUGAGAGAAGCCCGCUGGUCCAGCACAGCUACCGGAGAAGGCUCUGAACAACUUCGAAAUGCGGUAAUCCUUUGGCAGAAGCGCUUCAACUCUCAAGCUUCCGCCCCCAAUCUGCUGGACGAGGGRAGAGACUACGGAGCGACAGAUCCCCGAGACAAAGUGUAUGCACUGCUUAGCUUUUCAGCUAUGCAGACUCAUGCUCAAAUCGUACCGGAUUAUCAAAACAAGACAACGACUGGAGUUUAUAUAGAUGUAGCGCAUCACCACAUCCGCAGCUCCCGAAAAGUCGUCAUGCUUUCAUAUGCCGAGCUUCCUUCUGUUACUGACGGACUGGAGCGAGAGCAGGUCGAGACAUGGCCUGGCUUGCCAUCCUGGGUGCCUAAUUGGUCCGAGCAGACUUGUUUCCCAACAUCUUCGCUUGUCUCGGUACCUGCCUAUGUAGGCGAUGCAAUCCACACUCARCCAGAGGUUGCUUCGUUACAGAACGACGAGUUAAUUGUCCAGGGCUGGAUCAUCGGCCGAGUCACUGUGGCGCCAGCACAUCUGAAGUGGGAGGAUCGCGAUGGCAGAUUCUCCAUCUCUAACAUCGAGGCCUUGGUGGAGUUCUGGGAGCAGAUGCAGGUUCAGUCCAACGCCGCCAAUCUUUUGGUCCUGAAGAGAUCCCUCUCACACGCGGCGACAGCAGGGAUCACGGCCGAGUAUGAAUCAGCAGACACGUGUAGCAAUCGGCACGAGAAUGACUUUUGUCAGUUCCUGGAGUGGAUGCUGCGGGACGGCGCUGGACGUUCCAUCUUUCGAUCGAGAUUGUCCGCUUUGCUCGUUGGAGACCCAAAGAAAGGAAAUGCAGGCAGAUAUUUACAGGCUGCGUAUCUCAUGGUGCAGUCCCGCCGGCUAUUCUGUGGCGAUGAUGGCAUCGCCGGCCUGGGUCAUUCGCAGGUGCAGCGCGGUGAUUUGGUCGUUCUCCUGAUGGGCAGUACGGUGCCUUUCAUUUUACGGCAGCGAGGACUUAACCACCAGCUAGUCGGAGAAUGCUUUCUUUACGGAUGGAUGGGUUCCGAUGCUGUUAUCCGUGCUGAAAGGGAGUCAAAGAAGUCUAGCAGCUUCAGGCUAGUAUGA